Molecule: messenger RNA, 925 nt
Organism: Selaginella moellendorffii
Lineage: Eukaryota; Viridiplantae; Streptophyta; Lycopodiopsida; Selaginellales; Selaginellaceae
Product: pentatricopeptide repeat-containing protein At1g08070, chloroplastic-like
Exons: 1
Coding region: 13-843 (276 amino acids)
Biological process (GO): RNA modification
Molecular function (GO): RNA binding; protein binding
Source: RefSeq, a predicted model, not a curated record
GGAGCUUGGAGGAUGCCCGCCGGGUGUUUGAGGCCAUGCAGCCGCGAGACGUGGUGUCCUGGACGACGAUCAUUCGCGGCUACGCGGACGCCGGGCAGGGAGAGGUCGCCUUGGACCUCUUCUCUCGAAUGGAGGGCGAGGAACGUCAUGGCUGUGUGGCCGACGGCCUCACUUACGCGGCGGUUCUCAAGGCCUGCGGUGGCAUGGCGGCACUGGAAACUGGAAGAGCGAUCCACGAGAAGAUCCGUCGCGAAGGAUUCGAGAGCGAUGGAAUGGUGGCGAACUCGCUGGUGGACUUCUAUGGCAAAUCCGGCAGCAUGGACGAAGAUCCCGAGCAAGAGCUUAGUGAGCUGGAGCGCUCUCAUCGCGGGCUACAGCUUCCAGGGACAAGCGCAGGCUGCGUUUGAGACGUUGGAGGGAAUGCUGGAGCAGCGAGUCCGGCCGAGCGAUGUUACGUACCUCUCGCUGCUUGCUGCGUGUAGCCAUGCCGGAUUGGUCGAUCGAGGCGAGGAGUUCUUCGAGGAGAUGUGUGCCAAGCACGAGAUAGUUCCUGGGAUCCAGCACUACACUUGCAUGGUCGACUUGCUCCGAGCAAACCGGCUGAGCGAGGCUGUGGCGAUGGAGGAAUCCAUGCCUUGUGGAGCCGAUGCUGUGAUCUGGAUGGCGCUACACAAGUGGAAGAACGUUGGAGUUGCGAGGCUUGCGUUUGAGGCCGUCAUGAAGCUGGCCAGUGGAAACAUGGGUGUAUUGUCCUCGGCUUGUGUGCUUAUGUCUAACGUCUAUGCUGGCGUUGGAAUGUGGGAAGAGUAUGAAAAGCUCCAGAACAGAACGCUUCGAGGUUGAUUUUCAACUGAUGUAUAAAAGUUCUAGUCACUCCAAUACGCGUUGUAAAUUAUUGAAUUGAUCUAUUGCUACUUAUUUCGGU